GUCUUUAUCAAGCACCCCGUUGUGCCAUAGAUGAAUGCCUGGAAAUGAUAUUUUCCACCUAGUAAUCUCAUUUUAUCCAAUAAAGUCCAAUUCUUUUCCAAUCCUUUCCGACAUAUAUGUGGAUAGUACCAUCCCACUUCCAACACGUCACUGACCAUCCCAUACUCUCUUUAAUCUGCAUUUCUUCCUAUAUUUUCAUCACCACCUUCAUAUUCCCUUCUAGAACAACAUUCACACACUCUUCAGCCUCAGUAAUCGGUAAUCCACCAUCAGGGAAACUUGUAAUGGAAUUAUGAACUUGGGGCCAAGUGUUAAGAAACAAGCUAUCCGAAAUUAGGGGUUGAUAUCUGAAAUAUCAGAAUCAGCUAAUACUGAAGUUACAGGAAGCAUUGUAAGAGAUAUGACCAACUUUUAUGUUAUGCUCAAGCACCCUGGAGGAGCUUCUGUCUCCAAGAGAGAAGCCAUUCAACCAAUAUCUACAAAGGGACAAAAGUUUCAUGCUAUCCGGUUAUACCCUGAUCCAGACUCAAUUUGCUGUGCCUCGUGCGUAAAAAGAACUAGUUGCAAAAUUGUUCGUACCAAAACAAAGUUGAUGAACAUUUUGCUCGAAAAAGGGAAGGCUGAAGAUGCACAGUCAAUUUUCGAGCAGUUAAUUGAAGAUGGUCAUGUUCCAUCACUAAUAUCAUACACUACUUUACUAGCCGCCUUAACCAUUCUCAAACGCUUUGAAUUCAUACACCCGAUCAUUGCUCAAGUUGAAAAAAACGAAAUGAAACCCGAUUCUGUGUUCUUCAAUGCUGUCAUAAACGCAUUUGCGGAGUCGGGAAAUAUGGAGGAAGCUAUGAAAGCAUUACAGAAAAUGAAAGAAAAUGGACACAGAAUAAGUACCAGCACUUACAACACUUUGAUGAAAGGAUUUGGCAUUGCUGGUCAGCCGGAAGAAUCAAUGAAACUGCUUGAGCAGAUGUUGAUUAUUGGAUCAGCGAGGCCCAAUCUUAGGUCAUACAAUGUGUUGGUUAGAGCUUGGUGUAGCACGGGUAAUAUUGCACAAGCGUGGAAUGUGGUUCAAAAAAUGAUGGCUUCCGGAUUGAAACCUGAUACGGUUACUUAUAACACGCUUGCUACAGCAUAUGUUCAAAAUGGCAACACUAAGCUUGCAGAAGAGAUCAUAUUGGAGAUGCAGCGGAGCAAUUUACAACCCAACGAAAGAACCUGUUGUAUCGUAGCAAGUGGGUAUUGUAGAGAAGGUAAACUGAGGGAUGCCUUAAGAUUUGUGCAUAAGAUGAAAGGACUUGGCGCGCGUCCUAAUCUUGUUGUUUUCAAUUCACUGAUUAAAGGAUUUCUCGAUACCACAGAUAGGGAAGGGGUUGACGAGGUUUUGAAACUAAUGGAAGAAUUUGGAGUGAAACCAGAUGUUAUAACAUGUAGCACAAUCAUGAAUGCAUGGAGUGCUGCUGGUUUCAUGGACAAGUGCCAGGAAAUAUUUGAUCAUAUGGUCAAGUCCGGAAUCAAGCCAGAUGCUCAUGCAUAUAGCAUCCUUGCUAAAGGAUAUACGCGUGCAAAGAAACCCGAAAAGGCUGAGGAGCUACUAAACCAUAUGAUAAAUAUGGGUCUUCAUCCUAAUGUUGUGAUGUUCACAACUAUCAUCAAUGGAUGGUGCAGUCAAGGAAAAAUGGAAUGUGCGAACAAAAUCUUCGAGACAAUGUGUGAAUACGGGGUAUCACCAAAUCUGAAAACCUUCGAAACCCUAAUAUGGGGAUACGGAGAAGCAAAACAACCAUGGAAAUCUGAAGAAAUGCUUCAGAUGAUGGAAGAAUUCGGCAUACAGCCCGAAGAAAGCACUUACACACUCAUCGCUGAAGCUUGGCAGGCAGCUGGAGUAGCUAAAGAAGUGGGGAGAGUUCUUGUUUCAGCGAGAAACCGAUCAAGGUCAGAUCAGAUAAACGACAGUGAGGAGUUUACGGUGGAAAAUCCCGAAAAUAUACAUCAGAAACAACUACCAAAUUCUUAUUCCGACAUUUUGCUGACACCCAACGGAAUUGUGGGUGAUUCAAAAGGGUUUGGCCCUGGAACGAUGAAAAGUAGUAUGGUAGUGAGGGAUGCAUCAGACUCUUCGUGGAGUACUGCUGCUAAACCGAUCAAUGCUGCUCAAGCUUGUCGAUUUGGGACCAGACUACCAAUCAUUUGUCAGAAACGAUCUCAUGGGCAGCUAGGUUUGUACAGUCACCUUGCUCUUUCAUGUACAUUGGUCUUCUUCAACUAAGGAUUUGAAUGUCUCGUUUCAAGAAUUUUACUAAGGUGAAUAUUCACCUGACACUUAUUACUUGUAGAUACCACUGAAGUUUCUUUGUUCCCCUCAAGUCGAAACACCAUGCUUAGCUCGUUAUUAAAGGGGGUUGUGCAGAAACCCGAAUUUACUGUAAAUGGCUUUUGAAAUGUGGACAAGAUUCAUAUUACUUAAUGAUCUGUUUAUUUUGGUCUUA
Molecule: messenger RNA, 2483 nt
Organism: Amaranthus tricolor (Joseph's coat)
Lineage: Eukaryota; Viridiplantae; Streptophyta; Magnoliopsida; Caryophyllales; Amaranthaceae
Product: pentatricopeptide repeat-containing protein At5g25630
Exons: 4
Coding region: 401-2263 (620 amino acids)
Molecular function (GO): protein binding
Source: RefSeq, a predicted model, not a curated record